CGCUGCGACGACAUAAAAGAAAAAGUGAAGUUCUAGCAAUAGUUCUAGAUGAUUUAAAAAAAAGUUAAUACAUUUUUAAACUUAAAUAUAUUAAAGUGAAAAAAAAAAUCUAAAAUGGAAUACUUCAGCGGGACGAAGAAAUUACUUGAUUUUAUAAUAGCCGAUUGGAAAUUGUUACUAAUUCUUACAUUGAUAAUCGUUAUUUAUUUCUACUACACCAGAACAUUUGACUAUUUUGAAAAAAAAGGUAUUAAAUAUAUGAAGCCCAUAAUAUUUUUGGGUAGUCUGGGUCCAAGAAUAACUGCAAAAAAAUCUUUUCACUGUUAUCAGUAUGAGAUUUACAAUUAUUUCAAAGGAAAUCCAUAUGGGGGUCUUUUUGAAGGCAGUCGACCAGUAUUGUACAUUCUAGAUCCUGAACUCAUCAAGGCAAUCACAAUUAGAGAUUUUGAUCAUUUUGUCGAUAGAAGUACCCUGAACUCGAAUGAACCAAGAUACUUGAAACAAUCAUUACUGAAUUUGAAGGGUCCAGAAUGGAAAGGAGUGAGAAGCACUUUGACUCCAACAUUCAGUUCUUCACGAUUGAGAAACAUGCUCCCUUUAAUUCAACAUUGUUCUCAACAAAUGGUUGAGUUUCUGAAACAAUAUGAUAACAAAGAUGUUGAAAUGAAAGAUACUAUGGGACACUUCACACUAGAAGUGAUAGGAGCUUGCGCGUUUGGGAUUAGGUGUGAUGCGUUGACCGACGAGAAUGCGCAUUUUGUCAAAGUAGCAGAAAAGUUUAAUUACAUGCCGAGAUUGAAGCGAUUGUGCAUCUUUUUCUUUCUAGUAUUCAUGCCAAAGAUGUUGCGAUUUUUUAAUAUAUCAUUCUUCUACCCCAAGAGCAUAGAAGAACUACUAAGAAUAUUGAAAGUCGCUAAAUCAGAAAGGAAGCUAUCAGGCACCAAAAAAAAUGAUUUCCUUCAAUUAGUUAUUGAUGCCGCCGAAAAAGAAAAAUCUGACCCUGAGCGCCCAAACAAAUAUUUGGACGAUGAUACUAUUGACGCGCAGUCGUUACUUUUCCUCAUCGCGGGUUACGAAACAUCCAGCACUCUUUUGUCUUUCGCUCUCCACGUGCUCGCCACCAAACCUGAGCUGCAAACCAAAUUGAGGGAACACAUAGAAGAAAUGACCGACGGCAAAGAGAUGAGCUACGAACUUCUCAGUCAGCUGGAUUACCUUGAAGGCUUUUUGCUGGAAACCCUACGAAGAUAUCCACCAGUAGGUCGAGUGGAAAGAGUUUGCACAAAAAAUUAUACUUUACCCGGUACAUCAGUGCAAGUGCAGACAGGAGAAAUUGUGGCACUACCGAUUUACGGCAUUCAUAUGGACCCCGACUACUACCCAGACCCGGAGGAGAUUCGACCUGAGCGAUUUAUGGGCGAAGAGAAGAAGAAUAGACCAUCUCAUUUGUUUUUGGCAUUUGGAGUCGGACCACGAAAUUGCAUCGGUCUAAGGUUUGCGAUGUUCUCCGCAAAGAUGGCGAUGGUUGCACUUAUGAAGAAUUUCAAAUUUUCAGUUUGCGAUAAAACUGAGGACCCUAUUCAUUUUGAUAAGAGAAGUAUGCUGUUGAAAACUGGAAAAGGAUUGUGGGUCCGACUUGAAAAAAUAUAAUUAUCUUUUUGGUUGCAUAAAUGCAAAUAGAAUAAGAAUAGUAUUAUGUUUGAACUAAAUGCAAAAGCAAAGUAAACAAACCAGAAAUACUUCAUAAUUACAAAGAACAAUAACGAUGUA
This is a messenger RNA of Ostrinia nubilalis (European corn borer), 1770 nucleotides long. It is a transcript of the gene CYP354A1, whose product is annotated as cytochrome P450 9e2-like. NCBI's taxonomy places the organism in Eukaryota, Metazoa, Arthropoda, Insecta, Lepidoptera, Crambidae. The record is from RefSeq and is a predicted model, not a curated record. Gene Ontology annotation, molecular function: monooxygenase activity; heme binding; oxidoreductase activity, acting on paired donors, with incorporation or reduction of molecular oxygen. The transcript has 9 exons. The coding region runs from base 115 to 1650 and encodes 511 amino acids.